This is a messenger RNA of Linum trigynum, 1478 nucleotides long. The record is from the annotation of a GenBank genome assembly. Lineage: Eukaryota; Viridiplantae; Streptophyta; Magnoliopsida; Malpighiales; Linaceae.
CCUCUUACAGUCAACACAAUACGCAAUACCUUCUCUCUCUCUAUCUAUGGCGGCACCAACUUCUCUGAUCUCUUCAGUCGCGAAAAGGCUCGAAGGCAAAGUAGCGCUGAUCACCGGCGGUGCCAGCGGGAUCGGCGAAUUCACCGCCAGAGUGUUCGCCCACCACGGCGCCAAGGUCGUGAUCGCCGACAUUCAAGACGACCUCGGCCAAUCCGUGGUCGCCGACACGCUGGGCCGCUCCAAUUCCACCUAUGUCCGCUGCGACGUCACCGACGAGGCCCAGGUCAAGGAUGCCGUCGACAAGGCCGUCUCCACCUACGGCAAGCUCGACAUCAUGUUCAACAACGCCGGCAUCGCCGACCCGAACAAGCCCCGCAUCGUCGACAACGAGAAGGCCGACUUCGACCGCGUCCUGAGCGUCAACGUCACGGGCGUGUUCCUCGGGAUGAAGCACGCGGCCCGGGUCAUGAUCCCGCGCCGCUCGGGUGCCAUCAUCUCCACGGCCAGCAUCAGCUGCGCCAUGGGCGGUGCGGCCUCGCACGCCUACUGCAGCGCCAAACACGCCGUGCUCGGGCUGACAAGGAACGCCGCGGUGGAGCUGGGCCAGUUCGGGAUCCGAGUGAACUGCCUGGCGCCGUACGCGAUGGCGACGCCGCUUGCGACGAAGUUCGUCGGGCUGCCGGACGAGGAGCUGGAAGGGGCGAUGAACGCUCUGGCGAACCUGAAAGGGGUGACGCUGAAAACAGAGGAUGUGGCCAAUGCUGCUCUGUUUUUGGCGAGUGAUGAGGGGAGGUAUGUGAGCGGGCAUAGCUUGGUUGUGGAUGGUGGGUUUAGUGUGCACAAUACUGCGUUUAGGAUUUUCAAUUACCCCGAAGAUGGAUCCUCUUCCUGAUUAUCGAUUCUCAAAUGGGUCGAUCUGGAUUGAAUUGAGUUACUCUGUUUUCGUUGGUUGCGGUUAUUUGGUUCUGUUUGACACUGAAGAAGGGGGUAAAAAAAAGGGUUGGUUUCCCAGCUUGAUCAAUAUUGAUUCAGCCAGAGAUUGCUAUUAACACAAAACUGUUUCCCUGGUGUGAAUUUCGUGGUUAGAUUAUGCUCAAAGGCAACGAUUAUUAUCAUGAUUCACUCGCCACAUCGUGGUUCCUGAGGGUCCUCCAUUUCAGAUUCCCAACCGAGCUCAAGAAUGCUUCUGCUCGCGCCACCUUGGCUUUCCUUCUGCACCUUCUCCGUCUACUCCGGUCGCCACGGCCGAAGGCGACACGCAGAUAACCUGGAUGACGUGGAGGCCCAGCUCGCUCGCAAGGUUCCGGGCCAGGCCCAUGAUUCGCAUACUUCGAGUUGGUCGUCGCGUAGCUGUGGCUCCCAAGCCCACCAAUUGCGGUGCAAGCACUGGCCGUGAACAAGUCGCUGCCGGUUUUCUGCAGAAGCACUGGCCAAUGGCCAUAAAAUAUAUGGACGGUAGAUAAAGUCGUUAGACCUGG